GCAAACCGGACCUUCAUAUGCAGUAGCCGAAACGCUAUUAGUUCAGGAAUUUCAGCAACUUUCGACUCCAGAUGGCAACUUAUUAGGAGAAAAUGUUUAAAAUAUUAUUCAAUUAAGAAGAAGAAGUAUCAACUAGGUGACAAGUGUAUGUGGUAAGGUUGCAGCACAGUCACUCUAAAGGAACAGUUUACGGCAUCUUAAGGACAACAAAAUCACCAUGAGGAAGAAAAGAGGCAGACAAUUGCCUGUAACAGCUGACUUUAAAAUAGCUGACUCAUCAGAGCCAGAUUCUGCUAAAACUGCUGACUCAUCAGAGCCAGAUUCUACAAAAAUUGCUGACUCAUCAGAGCAAGAUUCUGUAAAACUGUUGCAAUCAUCUCUGGCAGAUUAUGCCAAAAACUGUGAGUCAUAUGGUACAGAGAAUUCAAACAUGAACUAUAGUGCUGUGUCUCAAUCUACCGGUAAGUUGCUCAAUAGAACAGAAGUGGUGGGUCCAAAGACUUCAGACACCAAGGCCUCAGAAGUUGCAAGGAAUGAGGUUCCUGUAAGUAUUAAUGCUGCUUGUUCUGUAACAGUAGACAGUGCGACUGAGUCAGUACACACAGUAAAACAAAAGGAAAAAACAAACUUUGGACUUGUCGACAUACUGGACCUAACAGAAGAUAACACGGUAAAUAUGACCAUAGAGACAUCGGUAGGGAAAACUGUUGAGGCUAAAAGUUUGACCAGUGUACCAGAAGGGUCAACUAGUGUGACAGUGGCUACAACUAAUAUAUCUGAUUUACCAGUUAAGGCAGCAGAUAUGACAGUCGAGGCAGUUGAUUCGGCAUUAGAAAUACCUAAUGUGAAAGGAACCUCGAGCAGUGAGGCUUUUGGGACAGCCAGUUUAACAGGACCAGUUGAUGUGACAGCUGGAACACCAGGCUUUGAAACAGUUCCAUCAGAAGUUGUUACAAAGACAUCAGAAAAUGUUGAUGAGAAUAACAGUUAUACUUUACUGGAUUCUCCAUACAGAGCGCAGCUAGUCGACUUUGACUCAAAACUUCCAUGUACACCAGAUCCACAGAACCCAUUGAUGAAGAAUUUGUUAAGCCCUCUCAGACAAAAGAAAGCUAUGUUGUCUGUUAGCCCAUCAUAUUCGGUGUUUUGUGAGAAUAGUACUGGAUGCAUACCAAGUACCGUUACAACUCCAGAUAUACAGAGAAGUGUAAUUGACAGACAAUUGGACCAACUGUGUAAUACAACAGAACAAACUUUACCAGCAGCUAAUAACUAUUUACUUGAUAAUGGUGGCAGUAAAGUGCCUGCAAAACAAGGUCAACCGUACUUAGAGAACAGGUCUGGCGAUGUAGUGUCUCAGAAAGGAACUUACAACUUGAAUCUUAAAAACAGUGAAGCAAACAAUCCUACACAGACAUAUGUGGUGCCAGAUGGUUCAAAUUUUUGUAGUGGCAGUAGAAUAGAUAGGUCAGUACCACUUUCAAAUGCACAGAAUGAAACAUACUCUGCCACUAAAGUUGACAUGGAUGGCUUAUCACACCCAUCCAAAUGUGGCACAAGUACUGAAAGUUGUGAGGAAUUUGUGCAAAUGGGAGGCAAACAAAGAAAUUUAUCAGACAGUUAUUACUCCACUGGUUACCAGACCUUGGUACAGCCUAUGAAUGUUGCGACUUAUACACAGUGUCAAAAUUAUAUAACUUGUCCAUCUGUGAACCAAAACACAUUUUUUUCACCAAGUGUUUACAGUCAAGAGGGAGCUAAUCCUAUUGAUGCAAAUGGUAAUUUAUCUUACGUCAGCAGCUGCCAAAUGCCUAUAUCUACCCUAAAUUGUGUCGACUCCAGAUUAGCAAUGUAUAAGGACAGUGCUAUGUCUUCAGCCUAUGAGCCUUUGGACGCCAGCCACCAAAGCUUUAGAAACAUGACUGAUAUAGGCAGAGAUCUUGCACAAACAAAUGAAAAUUUUAGUCAGUAUUUAGGCAUAAAUAUGCAUAAAUCAACUGGCUGUACAACUGAAUUGAGUGGAAUCACAAACGGUGCAAGUUUUAGAACUGCAAAUGGACACUACCCAAGUUACAUUACUGAUAAAGUUGUAGACAGUAAAAAUUGUAUGUCAGUACCUGCCACAAUCUUAGAUGUUCCAGAUAUGGCAAAUGGUCUGCAGGUGUUUAACUGCAGAAACGUUGAAGCAAGAAAUGUGUUGGAUAAUCAGAAAAUUGAAUCACAUAAAGUUUUAACUAACGCUUACAAUAGAGGAAACAAAGUGUUUGACCUCACCCCCAGAGGAACUAGUGAAGUGAUAAAUCUUGUUAACAAUGAAACAAAUGAAGUUAUAAAUCUUGUUAAUGAAACAAAUAAAGUGAUAAACCUUGUUGACACUGAAACAAAUGAAGCGAUUAAUCUUGCUGACAGUGAAAGAGGUGAAGGGAUUAACUUUGUUGAUAGUGAAAGAAGUGAAGUGAUAAACCUUGUUGACAAUGAAAAAUGUGAAGGGGUUAAACCUGCUACCAAUCAAACAAGUCAUAUGGUAGGUCACGUUAAUAAAGAAAUGAGUAACUUGUAUAACUAUUCUCUGUAUGAAACAAGUGCAGCUAUAAACAAUGCUAGCAAGGAAGCAAAUGAAGUUUUAAACAACAAACAUUUAGAGCAGGUUAUAGGUGAUGGAAGAAUACCUAAUCGGUUGACGAUUUUGAAACAACUGGGAAAUGUUGUACAAGAAGGUGCCAAUGUUAAGACAAAGACCAGUUUGUGUGAUUUUCUCAAAAGAGGUGGUUCCAAAUUAAGACCUGAUGUAAGUAUUUCCCAAGAGGAAAGAUCUCCAAGGAUAAGCAGACCACGUUCACGUAGAAACAACAGUAGUUUUGAGAAGCCCCUCCUUGCUCCAGGACCUUCUGUGUACACUUUCACCUCACCCAGUGAUGCUCAUCUUAUGCACCAAAAUAUGGACCUUCAGCCACUUGAACAUUUUCAGAAAAGGGAUGGAACUAUGUUUUUAGUGAAUAAAGUGCUGGAAAAGAAUUGUCCUAGUCAGGUUGUUGAAAUAAAAUAUUGUGAUUGCCCAAUCUCUGAGGGAAUGGAUGUUCCAGUUGAACAAGUUUUUAUUCGUGAUGGUCAAAUGUAUCAGUUGCCAGAUGCCAAUAUUGUACGAAUUGGAAAAUUUGAAUUUUAUGCUUUCCUGAAAGAUGGAUUAUUUUGUAUUCCAGUGGGAAAUUUCAUUCGUGUUGUUGGCAGAGAAGUCAGAAGCUUGUUUGCUAGUGUGAUAGAUUUGAAGAGUCUUAACCUACACAGCCUCACUCCAGAUGAAGUUUGUUUGUUAGAGCAGAAAUGUAAAAAUUAUUUCGAUAGUUCAAACAAGGAUCUUAUAGACUUAGUCAGUAUUCAGAAAAUUUGUCUAGAUUUAUUGAAUUUGCGUCCUGAUAACAUAACACUGAAAAUGCUAGCCUUUAGCAUUCCCUGCCAGAGGCAGUUUGGAUCACAUGUGCGAUGUUCUAAAUGUGGUCUUCCAAAAAGGGGCCAGGGUAAAGACAAAAGAUAUGUACCCCUUGCUAAGACUGGGAAUCACACAGCUAAAGUAGCAGCAACUGUAGGAACAUUGAAAAUAGGAGAGGAUGAGUUCACUUCAUUUGAACUAAGCAGUGGAACUUACGUUAGUUUUAAAGAUAUAGUUCAAAAUAAGAUUAUGUCACUAUCAGUCUUGCAAGAGCGGAUGAAAAAGAUCAACAGCAAAGCUAUAAAAGCUCCAAAAGGUAUUGAAGAGUACUUCUUUAUGCAUUCAUGUCUUGUUGACAAUACUUUAUGGAUUGACACUGUGACACUACGGUGUUUAGUUUGCAUGAGUCCAUUUGGGAGAAUGGCUUCAAAACAUGCGGGCAAGAUUGCACGAGGUGAGUACAGCUAUGAGCCAGCUUAUAACCUGCUUUGUGAAGACACUUCUAAAUUAGAAAAAGUGUUUGCAAUAAAUGCAAAGAAACUGACAGUCGAGGAAUAUAACAUUGAGGACAGACUAUGCAAUACAAAGUUGCCAUUCAUUCUUGCUAUGACUACAAAAAAACGUGCUGAAUCAGUAAAUAGUAAAGUUGAUAGUACAACAGGAAGUGUUGAAACAAACAAGGAGACAGUAAAGUCAGUUCUGGAAGACAACCCAGAGAAACAUGUGCAGGUUGAAGAAGCAGGGUCCAAUGCUGAUACCACAUGCCCUGGUACAUAUGAAGACUUAAGAAAGGAACAGGUUGAUAGUUUACAAGGUGAUGAUAAUAGUGAAGAAAACCUGAAUUGUAGAAUGAAUCUUAGACCAAGAAAGAAAAAAGAGAGUCCUGUCGUAAAAGACUUUCUUAUGAUUUUUUCAAGUUCUGCAGAUGAUGAUGAACACUUUGAAAGUAAUAGUGAAUCAGAUUAUAGUGGGAGUAUAAAUAAGAAACAAAAUAAGGAAAAUAAAGCAAAGAAACAAAGUGGUUCAGAUGAUAAAGUUGUUCUGAAAGCAGGUGACUAUAUAAUAAGCGACUAUGAAAAUUUUUGUAAGAAGUUAGAUGCAGGUCUGAUUGUUAAGAGAGAUAAUGGGGAUGCUUUAGUUGGACUUAACAGUGAAGAUAAACAAGCAACUGCUGUAUUAGAAGAGUCAUUGGAAGAAGAGCAACAUGAAAAGGAGGAACUUUGUGCUGAGACUGUAAAGUCAGCCGAGCUGAACUUACUAAACCAGGCAGUACAGAUGUCUAGAAUAAGCAGUUCAGACUUGGAACAAGCUAACAAAUUAAAUGAAGUUAAACAUGAAUGCCAACAUUUUGAAACAAUGAACAGCAGAAGUGGUUACUUAGUUUUUGAUGGUAAUACGAAAAUUGAAGUAAAUAUAGAAGAUAACUAUAUGUCAGCACGUGACAAUGAAGUGUGUUUGGAAAAUCCGAUCAGACAGGUCUCUAAUGGCUUGAAUAAUCUUGAAAAAAUGGUUAAUAAUGAUGAGAUAAGUGACAGACCUUUUCCAGACAGAGACGAACUUAACCAAACAAUUAGUGAUGAAAAUACCUGUUUAAAAUUAGAAACUGCAUGUGAUUUAAAUGCAGGUGAAGAAGUCAAUGGAAAGCACAAUAAUGAUACUGAAAUGAUGACUGCUUCUCGCUUUAAAAGCAGUGACAGAGAACUUCUAUCUUGUGCAGACUUAAAAAUAUACAAUAUGGAGGAAGAAGAUGAGUCAAGAAUUUGUGAAAAUACAUGUAUGACAAAAAUGAUUGAAAAUCAUAGAAGUGUAGAUGCUCCUGAUGUUGUAUUAAAAACAAAAGAAAAGGUAGGUGAAUGUCAUGAAAGUACUAAAAAAGGUAACAGGGAAAUGCCAGUUGCAGGUGUCAGUACAUAUUCUGAUACUGUAAUGAAUAUUAAACAAGAAAAUACAGAGGACUUUUGUGAAAAUAAUGAAGCCACUGGAGAAAAAUCUGAAAGGUCAAAAGGAAAUGAUGGGGAGAGGGUGAACAAUGACACUAUUGAAUUUCAGAUAGAGCAUCAAGAAUUAACUAAGAAUUGCAGACCAGAGAAAAGCCCUGAAAAAGCUAGAAUCAGGUCACCAAAAGAUGGUACUUUCGGGAAAAAAAACAAGGUUCACAUUGAAGUGAAACUACAAAUAGAAGUGUCACCAAAUGGUAGAAGAACCGAUGUUUGUGAAGGGUUGUCUUCUAAAACAGGAAUGUCCAAGGAUGGUAGAAAAACAAAGGAACAAGAGAGAGUUACACCUGAAACAGAAAUGUCCCCAGAUAGGAGAAAAAACAAGAUUCAGGAAACUGUGACACCUGAAACAGAAAUGUCCCCAGAUAGAAGAAAAAACAAGAAUUUGGAAACUGUGACACCUGAAAAAGAAAUGUCCCCGGACGGUGCAAAAGACAAGAUUUACACAGCAGUGACAUCUGAAACAGAAACUGAAACAGAAAUAACCCAAUGUAGUAGAAAAUCCAGGGAAUGCAAAGGAGUGGAACCACAAAUAGGAAUGUCCCCAAGUGGAAGAAAAUCGAUAACUGAUGAAGAGAAGCAAAAAGAAAUGGAGACAAAUAUAAAAAGAUAUCUUGUGUUCAUGUAUGUGAAAGAAGGACCUAAUCCAGGUUUCAGGGUGAAGAAAUUCCAGAAAGGAGCAGAACAGAUUUUCCCUGAUUUAUUUCUGCCUGACCCAGAGAAUCCAGAAACAAAACGUAGAAGAAUCAAGUUUAUGAUAGCUGCUUCCAAAUACAUGGAUGAUAUGUUUAGACAGCAUAGGCUGCAAAAACAACAACAACUGCUUGAAAAAAGAAAACAAGAAGAAACAAAUCUUGUGAAAUCUGCUACUUCUGGUGUUAAUAUGGUAGACAGUGCAUCUGAAGCUGAAAGAAAAACUGAUUCCAGAGGUAAACAGGAGAGUGUUUUAGUUGAUGGUGACACUGAGAAGGAAGGUUAUAUUGAGAGUUCUUGUGGUACAAGUAUUGCUUCAAUCACUGAAAAAGAAAAUUCUGUAGAUAAAAUAAAAGAAGCAAUGAAUGUUGACAAAGAAUGUGGUUCUAAUGUUUCCUGUAAUAGUAAUAUUGAAAAAGUUGUUGCUGUGGGAAACAAACAUGAAGAUAAGGUUAAAGAAACUUUGGAAAAUUCUAGUGGAUGUUUCAGUGAUACUGUUAGUAAACAAAAAUACAGAAAUGGUUCAGAAAGUGUAAGUAAUUCUGGUAGAACUUCAUCUGACUAUUGUGAUAGACAAAGAAAAGGGGAAAAGCAAAAGAACAUUGCUCAAGAUAUAGCAUGCUCCUCUAAAAAGUCAAAAUUAGAGACUGUUGAUAGAGCUAAGUCUGAAUUACGUGAAAACAAAAAAGAAAGAUGCUUUUCAGUUAAAACAAGGAGUGAUAAGGGAAAGGAAAGUGCAGAUAUUUCUGGACCAGCUGCAAAGAAAACAGACAAUGAAAAGUGCAGUAAAACAACAAGUAAAAGGAAGGAUGAAGACGAGUUGGGAAACCAAAUUGCUGCUCUAGAUAAGGUAGCACAUGUAAAGGUAGACAGUGUGCUGCAAAAAAAGCAUAGUACAGAAACUAAGCUUGACAGAAAUGGAAUUCAUUGCCAGACUAAUUAUAAAGGUACAUUAAGUGGUACACAAGUUGUUGUGAAUUCAAACAGUUGUCAUUGUGAUACAAAGCAGAAAAAGAAUAGAAAACUGAAAAGCAACAACGUAAAUGAACAGAGGAGAAAAACAAGAAGCAAUAGUGUAGAUGAACCAAUAGAGAAAGAAUUGUUGCAGUCUCAUUUGACAGGUAGUUCAAGAAUAGACAAAUACUCAUAUAGAAAGAAGAAGAAAAGAGCUAAUGAUACAAGAGACUCACUAAAUACGACUAUAAAGAGAAACUGGGAAAACAGUAUGAUGGCUGAAGGCAAGAAAUUCAAACUUUCUGAAUGCUACGUUCAGUUAAAAAGAAUAAAGCUGUUGGAUGAUGCUGUAUUAUUGUCUUGAUUUCAUUCUGUUCAAGUGUAGUGUAAUCCAAUAUCGCUAAUCAUAUAUACUGUCUUCAUGUAUAGUAAAAGCCAAAAUAGAUGCAAUAUUUUGUAAACCAAAGUUAUGGUAAUGUUGUUGUUUCUGAUUGGUUAAUUAUUGGUUAUUGUCAUAAUUUUAUUUUUUCAUUUAUUUUAUCAAUGUUAAAGAUCUGUUGUAGAAGCCGAUUCAGGCAGUUUGUAUUUAGUGGUUGUAUUUUGUUUGUAUUUUGUGUUUGUAGAAAGCUUUUUAAGUUUAAGUUGUUUUUGAUACUAUACAUUGUUGUGGUCAGUUUUUGGUGGAAGAAUUUUUAAAGGGGCAAUUAGAGCUCUUCAUUUUUAUUAUUCUUUAAAAGAAAAUGAUGAACAGUAUUAUAGUAGUGAUAUCCAUUAAUUUUGUUAUAAAAAGUAUUUCUUGCUCUAGCUUUUAUCGUCAUGUCAUUUAUAAUGGGGAGGUGGGUAUGUUAAGUUACACAUACCUGUGUAUAUGUUCAAAACUCAUAGUGUCCAUGUGGGAAUUGUUCAUGCCUGGUAUUUUCCAAAAUAACUUUUCACACUGCUUAAGAUUCUAGGUCUUGGUUGGCUACUUAAUUUGGUUUAUUUUCCGAUAUAAACUAGUUUGAUAAUUGUUGUUUUGUUUGUGACCUAAAACUUUAUACUACAUAGCUGACAUCUGAUUCAAAUCAGCCUCAUAAAUUGAACUGAAAGGCCAGAGUCAGGUCUCAUAAAGAGUGCUAAAAAUUUAUACCAUUCUCUUGUCAGGUCAGUUAUUUCUGUUUGCAUCCCAUUUUUAGGACUUGGUAAUAUUACACCAUUAUUUGUACUUUGUGUCCUACAGUUUACAUCCAAUUCAAAUGAAACUUGGUAUACUUCACCAACAUCAAGCAGAAUUGCUCAUACUGUUUGGGCUUUCAUGUCUGAUGGCUGUUUUUUUAGUUAUGCCAAAUAAUAUAACAAAUAUAAUUGUACAUUGUGUUCGUUCUACAGUCUCCAUCUUAUUCAGGUUUAACUUUGAAUUUUCAGCAUGAUGUGGACAUGCACAUAUACAAGUAUAUGGGAGUAUUAUAUAUCUGGUUACUUUUUACGAAGCCCUUUUUGUGCCUUAAAUUAUUCUAUCAAGCAUUUUCAGGGGCAUUUGUUAUACAUUGUUGACACUAGUUUUAUUACGCAAUUAUAAAUGAAACUUAUUUGAGCCUGGCAAUGAGAAAACCAACAUAGUGCGUUUGUGACCAGAAUGGAUCCGGACCAGCCUGCGCAUCCACGCAGUCUUGUCAGCAUCCAUGCUGUUCGCUUUCAAAGGCUAUUGCAAUUAGAAAAACUGUAAGUGAACAGCAUGGAUCCUGGCCAGACUGCGCAGAGACGCAGGCUGGUCUGGAUCUAUGCUAGUCUCAAAGCCAUUAUGUUGGUAUUCUUAUGGCGCGGCUCAAUUUUGCUUGUAAGUAGUAUGUAUAUAUUUGUAGUGACUUUUAGUUUGUAAAAAUAUCUGUACGUUUUGUUAAACUAAAGGAACAGGUUUUUAGUGCGCUCUUUCGUUGUGAAAAUAGACACUGUUGUUGUUAAAAGGUUGUUUUUGGAAAAGAAUCAUGCACAUUGAUUAUAGUUUUACAUUUAGUAAGGUAGAUGAUCUCUUAUUGUGGGUGUAUUUUAAUUUAUAUACUGAAGUAUCAGAAAUUUUUGCAUGGCUAUAAUGUUGCUAUAUUUAAAGUUGGAAUUUGAGGUAGAAUACUUGUGGUAUAUGGCCGGUUUGUAGCACAUACAGAGCUACAAAAUAUGUAACAAUAGUAGCACUUUCCCAAGUAUUUAUUUCAGCAAAAAAACAGAACUUAUAAAUGACCUUGUAAAAAUAUCUGAUUUUACAAUAGUAAAUUUUAACAUAAAUGAUUUUAAAUCAUGAUACAGCUUGGUGCUAAAUCUUUCAACAUUUUGUCUUGUAAUUUUUUGUCAAAAGUCUAUGUAUCUUGUUUAUGAAUUAUGUUCCCUUUUUACUUCUUAGAAUUUCUGGCCAUUUUACUUCUUAAAAUUUCUGGCCAAUUUUAGAUUCACUUUUCUUCUGUUAUUAAACUCUGAGUAAAUGAUAAUACCCACAUAUUUCAUUCAGUUGUCCUUUUGCAGGCAGUCAUGGGAGAAUAUAUUUUUACAUGCAGUCUUUGUUACCGUUGAGCUCUUUUUCAUGCUUUUAUAAUUAUUAGUCCCCUACUGAUUGAAAACCAGUUUCGGGGAAUAUAGGAUUGUUCUUUUCUGUCCAUUAGUCUGUAAUUUCGUGUUUGGCCCAUAGCUAUGUCAUUCAUCAAGGAAUUUUAAUAUUACUUGGACAAUGUUCCCCAUGGUGAGACAGAUGAGACGCAGUGUCAUACGCAAAACCCAGACCCCUAUCUCAAAUGUCAAACACUUGGAGGUCAAAGGUCAACAGGGCUUUUUUCCUGUUCGGUCCAUAACUCUGCCAUCCAUGAAGGGAUUUUAAUAUUACUGGGCACAAAUGUACCCCAUAAUAAAACAUGUGUGAUGCUGAACAUUCAGAUCCUUAGUUUAAAGGUCAAGGUCACACUUGGCUGUCAAAUGUUAAUAUGUCAUGAACAGGGUGUGUUUUGUGUCGAGUCCAGAACUCUUGUCAUCCAUCAAGGGAUUACAAUAUUACUUGGCAUAAAUGUUCCCCAUAAUCAGACGGCAUGUUAUGCCCAAACCCAGAAUCCUAGCUGAAAGGUCAAGGUCACACUUUGAUACCAAAUGUCAUCAAGGGUUUUUUCCUGUCUGGUUAAUAAUUUUGUCAUUUUGUUAUGCAAAACAGGAUUUAAAUAUCAGUUGGCACAAAUACUCCCCUGGAUGAGACAACAUGUCAUGCACAAAACAUGGACCAUUAGCUGAAAGGUCAAGAUCACACUAGGAGGUCAAAGGACAACAGGGCUUUUUUCCUGUUGGGUCUGUAACUCAAUAAUCAUUAAAGGCAUUUUAAUAUUACUUGGCACAAAUGUACCCCAUAAUAAGAUGAUGUAUCAUGCACAACACCCAGACCCAUAGCUCAAAGGUCAAGCUCACACUUAAGGUCAAAGGGCGAUAGGUUUUUUUUCUUGUAUGGCCAAUAAUUCUGUCAUCCAUGAAGGGGUUUUAAUAUUACUUUGCACAAAUGUUUUCCAUAAUGAGACGUGUCUUACGCAGCGCCCUUAUCCUUAACUCAAAGGUCAAGGUCACUGUCAGAGGUCAAAGGUCAAUAGGAUUUUUUUCCUUUCUGUUCCAUAACUCUGUCAUCAGUUAAGGGAUUGUAAUAUUACUCAACACAAAUGUUCCCCUUAAUGAGACAAUAUGUCAUGUGCAAUACCCACACCCCUAGUGCAGAGGUCAAGGUCACACCUGAAGGUCAAAAGUCAACAUUGAUCUUUUCCUGUCCAGUCUGUAAAAUAGAUUUGUAUAAGCUAUCGUGUCAUAUUGGCCCAAUUAAAAAAAAUUGUUGGUGCACUUUCUUCAGAAUUACUUCCCUUUUAUAUGAUUUCUUACACUUUUUCUCAUAUUUUCCCACCAAUUUCAAAUAAAAUGUUAUCAAAAUUGAAAUUAAAUACUUUUUGGUAUUUAUAGAUGUUAUGAAACAAUCAUUCUAACACGACUCGAUUUCAUUGCUAGUUAAACAAAGAAAGAGAUCAAGCUCUGUAUAUUCUGCGAUAAACAAUGGUUGACGCUCGGACCGGUAAGAGAGCAUUAUGGCAUCAAUUAUGACGUCAAAUUGCCGCAGGAUGUCCGAUACAUUACUCCUCUGGUAAAUGAAGUCCAGCAUAAUAUUUAUUAAAAUAUUUCAAUGAGCAAGUCAGAAUAAAAACAUUCAAGGCCUUAGACUUGUGGUUUAUCAUGUAAUUUACCACUGUUCAUCAUUCAGAUGCUUCAGUAUUUAACCACUUGGUUCAAUUCUAACCGUGGUAAAUUAGACGACAAACCACUCGAAGGCCUUGAUUAUUUGUUAAACAACUGUAGAUUUUUGUAUGUGCAAAUUUUAAUCUGAGUGUUGUGUGAUAACAUAUUGUAUAUAUAGUACAAUAUUGUUUAUACUUCAUUGACAGAUAUCAGGUGUGUUAUAUUGCUGUAGAGAAAAUUAAAUGCCUUUCAGUAGGGGACUUUGUAUUGCAUGGCAAUACUUCAUUCACUUAUUUAGUGUGUAAUACAUACCAUUGUUGACUUUGGAAUUUGAGAUGGAUUAAAAGCGCUUUUUAGCUCGACUAUACGAAGUAUAAGGAGAGCUAUCCUACUCGCCCCGGCGUCGGUGUCUUUCCGCGUCCCUACCUUGGUUAAAGUUUUGGUGCACUUUCUCUUUUUUCAACUUAUCUCUGUAAUUACUUGAUGGAUUUGAUUCAAACUUGAAAUACUUAUUCCUCGUCAUCAUCCACAUCAUCUGACAUAAGGGCCAUAACUCUGGCACCAAUAUUUAAUGAAUUAUCCCCCCUUUUCACUUAGAUUUUCAGGUUAAAGUUUUGAUGCACUUUCACUCUAUCUCUGUUAUUACUAAAUGGAUUUGAUUCAAACUUAAAAUAUUGUUCAGCAUCAUUACCCACAUCAUAUGACACAAGGUGCAUAACUCUGGCACCAUUUUUUCAUGAAUUAUUCCCCCUUUUUACUUAGAAUUUCAGGUUAAAGUUUUGGUGCACUUUCACUCUACCUCUGUUAUUACUGAAUGGAUUUGAUUCAAACUUAAAAUAGUUGUUUAGCAUCAUCACCCACAUCAUAUGACACAAGAUGCAUAACUCUGGCACAAUUUUUCAUGAAUUAUUCCCCUUUUUACUUAGAAUUUCAGGUUAAAGUUUUAUGCACUUUCACUCUAUCUCUGUUAUUACUGAAUGGAUCUGAUUCAAACUUAAACAAUUGUUCAACAUCAUUACCCUUAUCAUAUGACACAAGGUGCAUAACUCUGGGACCAAUUUUUCAUGAAUUAUUUCCCCUUUUUACUAAGAAUUUUAGGUUAAAGUUUUGAUGCACAUUCACUCUGUCUCUGUUAUUACUGAAUGGAUUUGAUUCAAACUUAAAAUAGUUGUUCAACAUCAUCACCCACACUAUAUGACACAAGCUGCAUAACUCUGGCACCAAUAAUAAAUGAAUUAUGCCCCUUUUUGCUUAGGAUAUACUUAUAUAGUGUUUUGAUACAUUUUAUCUUUACCUCUCUUAUUACUUUAAGUUGAUAUUUUUGACAUAGACACAGGCUAUUGUGCAAUAUCUUCAUCCACAAUUGGAGUCAUUAAACACUCCAGUGACAGCUCUAGUUUCCUCACAUGUGCCCAGUUUCACUACUCAGCAUCAAAAUAGUCGAGCGCGCUGUCUCCUAUGACAGCUCUUGUUAAGACUUGUACUCAUACUUUGUACAAAAUCAGUCCAUCAUCUCCAUUAAAAUAAAGGUUUAAGAUAUUGUAUUUGUAUCCGUGGGAAAUAGAAUUUCAGCCAGAAGCUGCGGAAGAUAUUGCUUAAAUUGUUAAGAUCAACAUUUUUCAUGUGGGAAUAUUUAGCAUUAUUUUAAUGUUUGUCAUGGCGUUAAAAAGUAUCAUUUAGUUGGUAUUUUCAAUUUAUUCUGUCUGAAGAACAAAUUUGCAUUGUUCAUUUCUGUAAUUGAGUAUGUUGGAGUAAGAUUAUUAACUUUGCAACAAGGAAUAUAUGGAGACAUAUUGCUCUCUUACAGCCCCGCAGUAUAUAAACCUGCACAUUGUUCUGGUGUUGUAAGCUAAUUUAAACACAUUUUAUUUUCCGAUAUAUAUGUACAUAAAGAAGUAAUGGGUUGACCAACAAAUUCUCUUAAUAUUAGCAAUGGAUCUUCUCAAUUUUGUAUACUGGUGCUAUGAAGUAACAAACACUUAAAUAUACACAUUGCUGACAGUUCUAUAUCCAGUAUUAUUUUAAGUAACAUUUUAAUUUUAAUUUUCCAUAAGCAGUGAAAGUUACCGCUGUAAGCUAGAUGAAACAGUUCUCGCCCCGAGUAAAAAAACUGAGUAUAGAGUCUGAACUUAAUCUUGAAAUUCACCAGUGGCAAGGUCACAUUCAGAGAUUGGUCUCCAAACACAGUUUUAUAACCUUUGAACCAGUCUUUAGACGCCAGCAUAUGAUUGGUUGACUCUGAGUUCAGUCUAAAAAUUCACCAAUGCCAAGGUCACAUUUAAAGACUGCUCUCCAUACUUAAAUAAUCUUGGAAAAGUCUCGAAAGCUCCAUUGAUUGGUUGACUGAACUCAGUCUAGAAAUUCACCAAUGCCAAGGUCACAUUUAAAGACUGCUCUCCAUACUUAAAUAAUCUUGGAAAAGUCUCGAAAGCUCCAUUGAUUGGUUGACUGAACUCAGUCUUGAAAUUCACCAGUGCCAAGGUCACAUUUAAAGACUGCUCUCCAUACUUAAAUAAUCUUGGAAAAGUCUUGAAAGCUCCUUUGAUUGGUUGACUCUGAACUCAGUCUUGAAAUUCACCAGUGCCAAGGUCAGUCAUUUAAAGACUGCUCUCCAUUCUUAAAUAAUCUUGGAAAAGUCUCUAAAGCUCCAUUGAUUGGUUGACUCAGAACUCCGUCUUGAAAUUCACCAAUGCCAAGGUCAAAUUCAGAGACUGCUCUCUAAACUCAAGUUUAUAUCUUUGAACCAGUCCAGCAUUUGAUUGGUUGACUCUGAGCACAGUCUUGAAAAUCACCAAUGGCAAGGUUACAUUUUGAGACUGGCCUCUCUAAACUCUCUAUUAUAAUUUUGGAACCAGCUUCUUAGAUGUGUUUAAAUGUUCCUGCUUGACUGCACUUAAGGGUCUGCCAGAAUAAAGAAAGGAAACUAUUUAAACAACUUCAAUCUUUUCAUGAGCCAUUUCAUGGAUGUUUACUAAAGUUGGUAAAAAGCAUUCUUUGAGGGUUCUUUGUCAAAAUGAUUUUGUCAGGUAAGCGACUUAAAAUCACUAUGGUCACUUUGUUAGCCAAAAUUGACAAAAGAUAUUUAAGGAGAGCAGUUAUUACAGGUGGAUGAUCAGCCAUCCAUUGUCCAUCAUGUGACAAUGCUUUAAUUUACCUUAACUACUGAUCAGUACAACACCAUCUAACUUUGUCUGUACUAUCCUGGCAUGGACCUCACAAAUUUGUUCAAAUGUUCAUGCAUCAGUGCACAUAAAAAUAUGAUCCAUGAGAGCGAAAAAUAGAAGAAAAAAUUACCAAUGUUGGUCUGUAGCAUCCAUGUAUGGACCUGUCACAAGUUUUUUUUUUAAAAAUCAGCAUGACUGCACUGGGAACCCUCCAGAGCUUAAAUAGAACUAAUCUAAAACAACUGCUCCUCAUGGACAGCUAGAUGGAUGCUCAGCAAAGUUAGUCAGAAGUAUCCUUGCUUGGACCUUAUUCAGAUUUGUUCAGAUGUGUCUGUUUGACUUUAAUUAGGGGCUGCUGGCGAUAAAAUAGAAACAUGUUUUAAACAAUAUCUUCUAUGGGUGACAACAGACUCUGGAAAAAAUAAAGAUUCCCUACAGGAAAAAUUAGGAAAUUUAAGAUAAGAAAGUUGUGAUAAGUUUAUAAGCUGUUUAGAUUCUGUCCAUGCAACAGGUUCUUUUAUUUCUUAAGAGUUGAAUUGAUUACAUGUGGAUUAAGAUUGUCAGGUACACACAUUCACCCUGACAAAUGUGUCUCAGAAAACAACUGAAAUUGUCUACUUGUCCAAAAAGUACUAUACAAAAUGGCGUUGCCCAUGUGACCUUGCCAUGUGAAAUUUUAUAUCAUUUUAUCCAGUGUCAAAAACAGUUCAAGAUUCAAUGCAUGUUUUAAAACAGUGUGUAGCUUUAGAACUCAUCUUUUUCCAAUCUAUCAUGGUUGUGCAACCGAUAUAGGUAAGGGGAGGCAAUAAUAUUUUUACAAACUUGCAUUUCUGAUGCAUUUCAGCUAAAUGUAUAUUUGUCAAUGUAACUAUUUGGCAAACAAGUACAAUAGUAAUUAUAUUCAUAUGACUUCUUAGGUAAAGUAUGUUUAUUAAAGUUAUACAUAUAUGCUGAAAUAACUCUUAUCAUGGUUGGACCACACGGAAAGAAAAUACCUCCAGUGAAAUUCCAACAUGUAUUAAACAGUUAGGGAACAGAAAUGAGCUGCACCAUGAGAAAACCAACAUAGUGCAUUUGCAACCAGCAUGGAUCCAGACCAACCUGGGCAUCCGCGCAGUCUGGUCAGGAUCCAUGCUGUUCGCUUUCAAAGCCUAUUGCAAUUUGAGAAACCAUUGUGAACAGCAUGGAUCCUGACCAGACUGCCCGGAUGUGCAGGCUCUUCUGGAUCCAUGCUGGUCGCAAAUGCACAGUGUUGGUUUUCUCAUGGUGCAGCUCAAAUAAGUGUAAAUGAUCAUUUGUUAAUCUUUCAACCAAAUCCAUUCCUUGAUCAAAAUCUGAUUAACCACCUUUAACAUUGUAAAAUAUUGCAUUGCAUUUUCUUUUAUUUUCCCACCAGUUAGAAACAUGAAAAUGACAUUAAAUAUUUAAAAAAAACAAAAACAACCCAACUGAAAGCAAGUAUGUACCAAUCAUAGAUUUCCGGUCAUUUCAAGCUUAUCUUUUCAUCAAUUAUAUGUCUGUUUGGUGGUAGAAUACAGGUAAAACAUUUUUAGUAUGUUGUCCCUUACCUUGUAGGGGACUGUAUUAAUUAUAUCUAUGUUUUGCAGGAAAUGUUCCUAGGUGUUGGACAUAGGUAACUCAUUUACAAUUUCUUGUUAAUAAAGCCUCACAUUGAUCUAGUCAGGUCCUUUGUCCCCCAAAUGUGUUCAUAUGAAUAAAACUGUCAUUAUAAAUUUUUUCGUCGGGUGCAAUAGUUACAUUGUUACUCCAUUACAUGAAAAAAUGUAUGCAUUUAUCCCUUACCCUGCUAAAUUUCUAUAAAUGGACUUGUCCAUCUUUCAAUUUGGACAGUACCAUUAACUGUUAAAAGAGGUGCUUACCAAAAAGAUAUUUACUGAAUGGCGAACAGUGCAGAUUUUGAUCAGACUGCAUGGAAGUGCAGGCUGAUCAUGAUCUCCACUAGUCGCAAAGGCAAAAUCAGUCGUCUCCAGCAUGAUAAGGCUUAAAGACCAGUCAUGUUUAUUUCUUAAGAAAAUUGGGAUAUUGCUGGGUACCAUUAAAGACCACUUUAGUUUAGUUUUGAUGGCUGAUCACUCAUGUUUGUGUCUUAAAUUGAGCCGCGCCAUGAGAAAACCAACAUAGUGGCAUUGCGACCAGCAUGGAUCCAGACCAGCCUGCACAUCCGUGCAGUCUGUUCAGGAUCCAUGCUGUUCACUAACAGUAACUCUGAUUGCAAUAGGCUUUGAAAGCGAACAGCAUGGAUCCUGACCAGACUGCACGGAUGUGCAGGCUGGUCUGGAUCCAUGCUGGUCGCAAAGCCACUAUAUUGGUUUUCUCAUGGCGCAGCUCAAUUUGUUAUGGAUAUUACCAAGGAAUGGAUAAAAUGUUUAUUUUUUCUCUGUUGAAUACCAUUUAUAUAUUGUUGUGUAUUUUGUAUGACAUUUUGAAUUUUAUUUAAAAGUUUUAAAGACCAGUAUCUUAAAUAGAAAAUAAAGUUGUUACAUGUU
Messenger RNA from Mercenaria mercenaria, 16960 nucleotides. RefSeq lists its product as uncharacterized. The coding region runs from base 218 to 7435 and encodes 2405 amino acids. The record is from RefSeq and is a predicted model, not a curated record. Lineage: Eukaryota; Metazoa; Mollusca; Bivalvia; Venerida; Veneridae. The transcript is spliced from 5 exons.